This is a messenger RNA of Nicotiana tabacum (common tobacco), 1143 nucleotides long. RefSeq names its product glyoxylate/hydroxypyruvate reductase HPR3. Lineage: Eukaryota; Viridiplantae; Streptophyta; Magnoliopsida; Solanales; Solanaceae. Gene Ontology annotation, cellular component: cytosol. The record is from RefSeq and is a predicted model, not a curated record. Gene Ontology annotation, molecular function: glyoxylate reductase (NADPH) activity; hydroxypyruvate reductase [NAD(P)H] activity; NAD binding.
CAUUUCAUCAAAUCUGAAGUGGAAAUGGAGCUGCCAGAGCUGUUAGUCAUACAUCCACCUCCAGUAUUCAUCAUCCACCAACAACAAUUCUCACAAAAAUUCAAACUUCUCAAAGCUUACGAAUCUCCACUCUCCACAGAGCUCUUCCUACAGGCCCACGCUCAGUCCACUAAGGCCCUUAUCUGCUACGGCAAGAGCCCUAUACUCCGCCAUCUCCCUUCUCUUGGACUCGUUGUCACUGCUAGCACCGGCUUCAACCAUAUCAAUCUCCCCGAAUGCCGUCGCCGAAGUAUCGCCGUUGCUAAUACUGCUGAUGUCUUUUCUGAGGAUACUGCUGAUAUUGGUGUCGGUUUGUUGAUUGACGUACUUCGGAAAAUUAGCUCCGGUGAUCGGUUUGUUCGCUCUGGAAUUUGGCCUAAAAACGUUCAGUAUCCUUUGGGUUCCAAGUUGGGAGGUAAGCAUGUGGGAAUAGUUGGUUUAGGCAACAUCGGUUUAAAAGUUGCAACAAGGCUAGAGGCAUUUGGCUGCACAAUUUCAUACAACUCUAGGCAAAAGAAGCCAGUUCCCUACGAUUUCUACCCAAACGUCUGUGAACUUGCAUUCAACUGUAACAUCCUCGUCAUAUGCUGUACAUUGACUAUCGAAACUCGUCACAUGAUUGACAAGGAUGUUCUAAAAGCAUUAGGGAAGGAUGGAAUUCUCAUCAACAUUGCUCGUGGACCUAUCGUCGAUGAGAAAGAACUGGUGAAGUUGUUGGUUGAAGGUGAGAUAGCAGGUGCUGGUUUGGAUGUGUUUGAGAAUGAACCUAAGGUUCCUCAAGAAUUAAUUGCAUUGGAUAAUGUUGUUCUUACACCACAUAGAGCUGCUUUCACUGAGGAAGCUUUUCGCGAUGCUUUCCAACUAGUUCUGGCCAACUUAGAAGCCUUUUUCUCGAAUAAACCAUUGAUUUCUCCAGUUAUAGAUGAAUGAAUAGAGGACUAGAACUGGGUCUUUUCAGGUUCAGAUUUGACCUCAUGACAAUUCAUCACAAAGUAUGCAUGUAUAUCAUUGAAUAAUUAAUUUACUACCAGAUAAAAUGUAAGUUCUACAUUGUGGUUCCUUCAGCAACGAUUAUUCUCCUGAUCAAUUACUAUAGUUAUGAUC